GGGCUGGGGGAGGGGAAAAAAAAAACACAAUUCUUUCCCCUCCCUUUCCUGGGAGGGGGGACUCCUUAAAAAAAAUCACGUGAAAUGGGGACAAAUACUUGAUUGAAAAUAAGUACUUUGGAUUUUAUAUUUUCCUCGGGGAUUUUUUUCCGAGUCAAUGAAGAAGGGAAGCGGCGGAAGGAUCACGAGUCUCACGCUUGAAGAGAAGGGGGGAUGGGAAGGAGGGAGGGAGAGGGAGGGGGCGGCUCGGAGAUGCGACGGGAAACGCUGCGGCUCCGGCAGCGGCGGGAUCCGGCGGGGGCCCGGCGUCCUGGAGGGCGGCGGCGUCGCGAGUCAGUCAGAGGCGGGCGGCGGCGGCGGCUCCUCUCCUCAUUGCGCCAGGAGCAGCUGCAGGCGGCGGCUGGAUCCAGCGGCCAUGGCGGCGGCGGUGGCGGAGGCAGCUCCCUUCAGACCCCAGGCAGCGGCUCCUCGACUGCUCCCCAUACGCCGGGGACAUGGGAACCCGGCAACCGCUUCCGUCUCCCUCGGGGCCCCCUCCCCCGUCCAAAGCACCAGCGCGGCCGCCCUCACGCCCCGCGCCUCAGCUCCGUGUCCGCUGAGGAAGUGUCCGUGCUGUGCCCCCAGUCCGGAGCCCUGUCAGCGGCUGCGGGGCCGGCUCCUCCUCGCUUCCUUCCUUCCUUUGUCACUCGGCCCGGGCGGCGGCGGCGGCAGCGGCAGCGGCAGCACAAACCCGCAUUCGCCCGGGUCGGGGGCUGCUCUGUGUGAGGAGCUCCGUCUGCGCAGCCGCCUAGCGCCUUCCCCCUCCCCCUCCCUCUCCCCGCCUCCUACUCGUCCUCCGCCUCCUUCCUCCCCCACCCAGCCUUAUACCGCCCCGCGCCCCGCCGCCCGCGUAACAGGCGUCUGGGAAUCGCCGGCCGAGCCCAACGCCCGCCCUCUUCGGCGGCGGAGCCGAACCCCCAGCGAAGCCAAUCACGGGCGUCGUUUCUUUGCGGCUCCUCCCGGAAAAAGCCGAUCGGCCUGAAGAGCCAAUUAGAAAGGGCCCCCGGGAAGCCUCGCCUAGAGAGCGGAAAAUGCCGAAGGCAUCCGAACGGAAAGAAGGUGGAUUCGGCUUGUUCUGUGGCUGGCUGGAGGACAAAUUCGACGAGGGCAACAGGGGCCAAUCACAGUCGUCGCCCUCGCGAAUAAGCAUUAAAGAGUUAAGGACGGUGAAACCCAGAGUCGCUGGUGAAGCUGCAGGGCUGCGAGUUGGGGCUGCUUCGUAAUUGGCUGGAAAACUCCGCUGGGAGUGAACCUCCCUCGAUGAUUGGCGAAGGGCAGGGGGCUUCCGAGGACAUGUGGCCAGUCAGAAGACCUCCCCCCUCGCCAAGGUGGGGCGAGGAAAGCGGAGGGAGGAUGUCUAUAAGGUGCCGUCUCAUUGGCCGGAAGCUUUGGAGCCGGGAGGGGUGGCGAAAGAGAAAGGGAGGGAGGCCGAAACCCUUAGCGGUGGCCAAUGGGCCCUGACUGCCAUCCAAUCGCAAGACCUAGCUGCAGCGUGAUUGGCGUUUGGCCUUCGGCGGCGGUCCCAGGAGCUGAGAGAAGCUUGACUGGGCUGGGGCGGACUUGUGUGUCGGGCUCGCUUGUGGCUGCUCCCGACCGGUGUGGAAACCGCAGUUAAGGAAGCACGAGCCCUCCCCUCAGCCGUCCGAAACUGCUGCGGUCGGCGGGGCCGGUUUCUGAGGCGCGCUCAAAUGAGCAGAGGGUCCAGGGGCUCCCCCCGCCCACGAGAGGCUCUCCGCGGGGCGCGGCUGGCUCUGCCCUCAGCCCGAGAUCGCGCCUGCCGAGUAUCAGCGGCGUCUUUCCUGAAAGGGCCUGACGGACGAAGGGGUCUCCCCAGCGGGGUGCGAGCCCUCAGAUGCUAAAGUACGAACAAAGCUUCCAGAGAGGCAGCGCCUAUGGGCGGCCGCGCCUCGCCCUGUCCGGGGCCAUUGACAGAGUGGGGUUCACUGUGGUUGGUGCGCGCGCCCGGGCCGGGCCUUCUGGAAACGCCCCCCGAAAGAUGAGCUCAUGCUGGAUGCGCGCGCUCCUUGGGCGCGACCGCCCGGCUCAGAACUGGCCCCGAAAGCAGAGUCAUCCCUUUCUGUUAAGAUGCUAUCUCCAGAAAGCACCUGUGAAAGAACCCAUACUUGAUCAGAUUACCUGGCUGCUGCUUUGCAGAACUAAUGAAGGGCUUGAGAGGUAAGGAAGUAACCUUUGAUGGGAGACAGGAAAGUCUAGAUAGGGCUUGCAGGAAAACAAAUGAGACUGGCCUGGUGCAAGACAGUGGGGGAUGAUAGGGAAUAUGACAAAUUGGAGCUUACAUGCUUAACUAAAGGGACUAGCUGCUGAGUGCGAGCGGGUUGUUGCCCUUGCAAAAUGUUGGUUCUGUUCAGAGACACUCGGUUUUAUUCCAAAAGAAACCUUGAAGUUGGAUUUUUGUGCAGAGUCUCUGGAUUUUUUAAGUAUUGGCUACUAGCAUUUUAAAACCCUGCAGGCCAAACUAAAAACAUCUCAGGCUAGAUGUGACCAAUAGGCAAUCAAUUUGUAAUCUCAAACCUAAGAUUGCAUUUUUAUAGCAGUAGAGACUCUUGUUCUUUGCAAUUAAAAGAGAACAUGAGGUCAUGGAUGCUAUGGGGGAGGGUAAAGAAUGUUAAAAGCAAACUCAGUGCUUGGCAACUCUGUCAUCUUAAUCGUGCCUCUCCAUGCUAUUAUGAAAGACCUUUGCCACUGUUUCCUGAAUGUCCUGUGAUGCAAAGCUUUAAAUCCUGCCUCCUUCUGUACUUCCCAUCCCUGUUCACAGUUACACCAGCAGGAAAAUAAAUAACAAAUGUUUAAUUAUACAAAUUGGAAACACGGUUGUUUGUAUAUAAAUACAAAAGUAGUCCACUUUAAGGUUAUAAUUAGUUUUGCUGUCCUGUCUUCCAAUAUUUUGAACUGAUAUUGUUUAAAAGACCUGACCAAGUGUGGGAAAUUUUAUAGGAGAAAAAAGGGUGUAUUUCAGUCUAAAAUUAGGACUUGAGGACAAAGUUUGUGUGAGAAUACAGAACUAUUGAAAACAACAUUCUGUCAUUUUCUCUGAACUUUCAAACCUACUCUACCUGUCAUAUGCUGUUAAUCACAUAAAAAGUCAAUAAUUUUAACAGUUAAUAUUUAUUGUUUACAGUGUAUCAGUGUUCCAAUGCGCUCUUCAGUUCCUUGUGCAUAACCCUCUUAAACUUUAAAAUAAUCCUGUGAAGUUAAGUACUGUUAUCACUUGCAAUUUUUGCAUGUGGAAACUGAGGCGCAGUAAAGGUUCACUAACUUACCCAAGGUUCACAAAACUAAAAUGCAGAACCAAGGUUCACAUACCUCUUUCUUGUACAUAGUCCUCACCUCUCUGCGGGUGUCGAAAGUCACAGCUUAACCUGCACCACAACACUGGCCCCUGAAGGCGGGAUUAAUAAUAAAGGAACACAUAGAUUAUAAGGUACACUUUAUUUUGUUGAAGCCAGAGUGAACCAUUCCCAACAGAAUGUGAGCCAACUCUUCCCAGGAUUUCACUUAUUUGGCCAAUAUGAAUCAAACACCUAAAUGUUAUUGGGUGCUUAAAAUGUAAUAGGAUAUUCACUCUGCUCCAGGUACUUGCAGUGAGAUACAAUGAGAUGGAAAGAAUUGUUAAGUGAUAAACCCUAGGAAAGCCCACCAAUAGCAGGACCAAUGUGAAGAUUAAUGGAAGGGUUAAGAUCCCCAUAUCAGAUACCUUGCCCUAGCUCCUGACUCCAGGUUCUUGCCCACACAGACCCAAAGACAGUGAUGAUGGCUCAAGUGACUGAAUUCCUGCCACCCAUAAGGGAAACCUGGAUUGUGUUCUGCCUCCUGGCUUUGACCCCAGGACCAGAUGUUGUAGACAUAUGGGGAGUGAACCAGUGGGAAUGGGCACUCUCUGUCUCUCUCUGUUUCCUUGUCCAUCUCUGAGUGUAUGUCUCUCUGCCUCAAAUUUUUUAAAAGGCAGGAGUCGAGUCCCAGCUAUUUCAUUCUUCCAGUAUAGCUUCCUGCUAGUGGGCCUGGGAGCCAGCAGAUAAUGGAUGAUGGCCCAAGUAUGUGGGUUCCUCCCAUCCAUGUGGGAGACUCAGAUGGAGUCCCUGGGUUCAACCUGGACUGACCCCAGCUGUUGGCAGGCAUUUGGGGAGUGAAGCAUCAGACAGAUUUUCUCUUUUUAAGAAGGGCAGCCCCAAGGAGUCUGCAGACCCUUACUGGGCAUCCUUCUGGGCCAGGUUGCCCUGGGUUGCCCCUUCAGCUCCCCCAUGAGCCCUGCCAGCCAGGUUCUCAGGCCCUGUGCCUUCCUCAGGCAUUUCUGGCUGCUGUGACCUAGCUCGCAUCUCCUGGGCAGGCUGCCCCUCCUAGCUUCUACUACAAGAGCACUCCCUCCCUGCUCCAUCCCAGGAAAUGGUACUCUCCUGGCUCCGUCCCCUGUGCCAUGUGGCACUUCUGGGCUCCUGACUAGGCCAGGGGAGGUCUUUCUCCCCUUCCUUGCACAAAGUUCCCCCUGGGCCCAGCUUGUCAAGCUCCUGCCCUGGCCCUGGGGAGGAGUCUGCCUCACUUCCUGACAUGCCAAAAUCCCCAGAGCCCUGUUCCUGCCCCCUUCUUGCAGCUGCAGUUUUACUUUGUACACUUUGGGGUCACAGUUGCAUCAUUUUAUAUUAAAUAAUCAGAAUAAAUCAAGCAAGCCUGCACAACAACAACAAAAUCUGUCUCUCCUUCUCUGUCACUUUGUCUUUCAAAUAAGAUGUAUAGAUCUUUAAAAAAAUUACCUUUACAAUGGUUAAUUUAUUUGUUGACACUGGCCCCAGCCUUAGUUCCUACAUCAAAGAAGCAGAUGUUACAUGGUCUACAAUAUAACUAUCCUGAGGGAAGUGGGCAAAUCCCACAGUGAGGUGCCCUGCUUUUUGAAAUGUUCAGCAACGUUGUUCAUUCGUUCGUUCGUUCGUUCUUUCUUUCUCUCUCUUUUUUUUUGACAGGCAGAGUUAGACUGUGAGAGAGAGACAGAGAGAAAGGUCUUCCUUCCGUUGGUUCACCCCCCAAAUGGCUGCUACGGCCGGCACGCUGCGCUGAUCCGAAGCCAGAAGCCAGGUGCUUCCUCCUGGUCUCCCAUGAGGGUGCAGGGCCCAAGCACUUGGGCCAUCUUCCACUGCCUUCCCAGGCCACAGCAGAGAGCUAGACUGGAAAAGGAGCGACCAGGACAGAAUCCGGCGCCCCAACCAGGACUAGAACCCAGGGUGCCGGCGCUGCAGGUGGAGGAUUAGCCUAGUGAGCCGCAUUUUUAAGUGGAUUUCUAGAUCAUUACUUGGUUUUAACUAAAUUGACUCCCAUAGGUGACGAAAAAUGAUUUCUGCAAAUAAGUAUAGAUUACAGAUUUUAUUAGUUGUUCAAGAACAAACAAAAUGACACUGACAUUCUCCUCUUGGUAAGAGCUCUUAAUCAGCCACAUCACUGGGUAAAAAUAAUAAUAUGCUAAUCAAAUUUGACAGGAGGAAAUCCUCAAAUUUCUGAAAUUCCUAAUAAAAAUUUUUGUAAUAGAAGUUACUACUAUUUUUUUUAGAAGAUUUUUAUUUAUUUGUUUGAAAGGCAGAGUUACAGAGGGAGAGGUCUUCUAUCCACUGCUGCACUCCACAAGUGACUACAAUAGCCAGAGCUGGGCAGAUUCAAAGCAGGAGCUUCUUCCAGGUCUCCCACACAGAUGCAGGGGCCCAAGGACUUGAGCCAUCUUCCACUUUCCCAGGCCAUAGCAGAGAGCUGGAUUGGGAGAGAAGCAGCCGGGACUCAAACCUGCACUCAUAUGGGAUGCCUGCACUGCAGGCAGUGGCUCACCCCGUUCUGCCACAGGGCCAGCUCCUACUGUCUACUAUUAUUAGAGUCAAACCUUAUCCUAAAUUGAAGUAUGAUGGAGCUGUUGUUAAGCUAGCAUGAAGUCUUCAUGAUUACCAAAAUGUUUAAAAACUCAGCAUCUGGGACAGUGUUAAUAGUGUUUUUAAAGGGGAAGGGAGUAAUUGGAGAACAAAAAGGUUUAGGGUCUUGGGUCUGGCAUUGUGGUACUUCAGGUUAACUGCCUGCCACACCAGCAUCCAUAUUAGAGCGCCAGUUAAAGCACCAGCUGCUCUACAUCCAGUGCAACUCCCUGCUAACAUGCCUGGGAAGGCAUCAGAAAAUGGCUGGAGUUCUUGAUCCCAUGCCACCCAUGUGGGAGACCUGGCCUGGGUAAAGCUACUGGCUCCUGGCUUUGGCCUGGCAUGGCCCUGACCAUCACAGCUAUUUGGGAAGUGAACCAGCAGAUGGAAGAUCUCUCUCUCUCUGUCUCUCUCUCUCUCUCUCAAAUACAUAAAAUAGGGGACAACACUGUGGUGCAGCAGGUUAAAGCCCUGUCUUGAAGCGCUGGCAUCCCAAAUGGGCGCUGGUUCUACUCCCAGCUGCUCCUCUUCCGAUCCAGUUCUCUGUUAUGGCCUGGGAAAGCAGUAGAAGAUGGCCCAAGUCCUUGGGCCCUGCACCUACAUGGAGACCGGGAAGAAGCUCCUGGCUCCUGGCUUCAGAUCGGCACAGCUCCAGCCAUUGCGGCCAUAUGGGGAGUGAACUAGUGGAGGGAGGACCUCUUUCUCUGUCUCUACCUCUCUCUGUAACUCUUUCAAACAAAUAUGUAAAGUAAAUCUUAAAAAAAAAAGAUUUAGGAUCUUAUUAUUUUUAAAAUGUUCUUUAUUAUACUUUCUUCCUUUUUAUUUUUGUAUAUAUCAUAAUAUACAUACUAUAUUAGUUCAAGAUUAAGAUAAAAAAGUUUGUAGACAACUAGCUUACAUAAAAUUAGUUGUCCAGAUGGGUAAGAAAGGGAAGAACACUCCAGGCAAAGACAAGAGGAUAUGCAAUGACAGAAAUACAUGUAACAAGAUAUUCAGAAACCUAAAGGUACUGUGAAAUUAAUGUAGCAUAUAAGAUCUGAACCAGGUGCCAGCACUGUGGCAUAGCAGAUAAAGCUACCUUCAGUACCAGUUCAAGUCCCAGCUGCUCCACUUAUGAUCCAGCUCUCUGCUAUGGCUUGGGAAAACAAUGGAAGGUGGCCCAAGUGCUUGGACCCCUGCACCCACAUGGAAGACCUGGAAGAAGCUCCUGGCUCCUGGCUUUGGAUCAGCCCAGCUCCAGCCAUUGUGGCCAUUUAGGGAAUGAACCAGCAGAUGGAAAACCUCUCUGUGUCUCUGUCUCUCUGUAACUGUUUCAAAUAAAUAAAUAAAUCUUUAAAAAAAAAAAGAUUAGAACCAAGAGAAAAUAAAGAAGCCAAUAAUGGAUAAUAGAAGAGCAGUGAACUAAGCUAUGCUAUCUUAGCUCCAUAGUAGGUAGCCAGCAAGGACUAAAGGCAACUAAAAAAUAUAUUUAGGAAACAAUACUAUUUGAAAAAUGCAGACUGCAGAUUAUACUUAUAUAUAUAUAUAUAUAUAUAUAUAUGUACCAUAUUUCCAAUUCUGCAAAAUAUAAAUACAUUUAGGUGAAGAUUGAAAAGAAAAACAAAAUAAUUUUGUUAGUAUAUUUUCAUGUUUAAUUAUACAUGGAAAUAUUCACUCCAAAUGUUUUUGUUUAGUAUUUUUGUAAUAAAUUUCUGUUUUCUUGAUUUUAAAAGGAAUUGGCUCUCAAAAUAACACAUCUCUUCACUGUAAUUCACACGUACCUCAGCAGCCUCUGAAUACAAUGGAAGUUUUAACAAAAACUCCAAAUCUCAGCAGAGCCUUCCAACCAAGUUUUUACUGAUAAUUCUUUUGUCAUGAAUUGAAUUCAGAAAACCAGGCAAUAUUUAUUAAGUACAUACAAAUGCAAGGUAUCUGGUAGGCAUCUGAUACAAAGAAAUACAUGAAUGGUCCUAUGCUCUUAGGGAGCUUUAUUAACCCUUUCGAGAACAACUACAUGAAAAGUUAAAUAAUAAAUUCUAAAAGUUAUAUUUUGAGUUCAUCAGAAAGUUGUCAAACAGUGUAAUUUGCCAACAUAAGUAUGGUUGUUACUCUUAUCCUCAAGUAACCAGAAACUUAAUCAUGGUCUCCCAUGUUGGUGGCAAGGAUCCAAGUACUUGAGCCAUCAUUUACUGCUUCCUAGAUGUGCAUUAACAAGAAGCUGGAAUCAGAAGCCAAACUGAGAUUCAAAUCUGGGCACUUCAAUAUGAAACAGGGGCAUCUCAAGCAGUAUUUUAAUAGCUACACAAAACUGUCCCAAAUACUCUUAAUUGUCAAAGACAGCUGGUACUAAGAUAAAAGCAAAGCCUUGAGGAAUCCUUUUAGUUGUUUAUGCUUAUCACAUUUUUUGCUUCUGACAGUAUAAUCAUAAGUUUUGUAAAAAGAUUUAUUUAUUUAUUUAUUUAUUUGGAAAGCAGAGUCACAGAGAGGGCAAAGAGAGUUCUUCCAUCCACUGGUUCACUCCCCAAAUGGCCACAACAACAAAGCUGGGCCGAUGCAAAGCCAGGUGCAUCUUUGGGAUUUCCCACGUGGGUACAGGGGCCCAAGUAGUUGAGCCCUCUUCAACUGCUUUCCCAGUCCAUAGCAGAGAGCUGGACAGGAAGUGGAGGAUCUGGGACUCGAACUGGGGCCCAUAGGUGAUGCCGGCGCUGCAGGUGGUGGCUUUACCCCCUACGCCACAGCACUGGCCACCAUAAGUUUAUUAUCUUAUUGAACUGAUUACAUUAUCUCACACUACUUUUAUUUUAUUUAUUUUAUUCCAUUUCUACUUGCAUUUCCUCGAGAGCUUUUUUAGAUAAAAGUGCAAAUAUUUUCAUACUGAGUUAAGUAAAUGAAUUCACAUGAACUAAAAUCAGGAUGUGUUGAUUAAAUACUUUGAUCUAAGCAUACUUUUAUGCCAAUACAGAUUUAUUGAACUAUUGAUGCUAAGUUAUAUAAAACUGCAUCAUUUUAAUUAAGGCUAUUAGUUUACAUUUGGCAAUCUCAAAGUACUUGUGAUAUUAGGUUGGUCAGUUUAAAUACUGUAUUUCCUUGUUGGAUAAACACACAGUCUUUACACUGAAAUGUUAAUGCAUACAAAGCAACAAGGCAUUGUUAAAUAAAACAGCAAUGAUUACUAGAAAUUAGGUCUUAUGACCAAUGGCGUAUGAUUAAAAUUACUUCCCACAUUCACAUCCACAGUACUUGUCCACCAUUUAACAUCUCAAUUAAAAUACUACACAUGUGAAACAAUAACUAGCAGGCAAAGGAACUAAACCUGUAUAUUUGGUAUACUUUGCAAGUACACUUAUGCAUGAGUAAGCAAGGGAUUCACAGAAUUUACAGCAGAAGAAGACAAAAAUGAUUUAUAAAAAUACUAAAUCAUUAAAAAUUAUUUGAAAAUAUGCUCUUCCUAUUGUAGACCCCUACUGUACACAAAACCAUAAACAUUGUUCCCUAUGUAAAUAAAAAAUAAACAUAAGGAGAUUUGAAAAGUCUGCAUAUUUCCAUCCAACAGAUUUUAAAGGCAAAGACUUUAAGACAUUAUACUGAAAGGACUAUCAUAUUUUAAGGACAAGAAUGCUGUCUCUAUGGGUUUUUCAAAAAUCAAAAAACUAUAUAGCUGUACCAAUUAAAGCACUUAUUUUGUGUAAUACAAUGAUAAUGACCUUGAGUUUCUUUAAAAAAAUACAAUAAGCUACAAGUAGCAAAGUAGCAAAAUUAUCUGGAGUAGUCUAUAUAUUGAAGCACUUUGGACAUUCAUUUAUUAUGUCAAGAUGUAACAAUGCUUUUAGGUUUUACAUUACUGUACUCUCCAAUACAAAGUGUUAAAGUAUCUAGUACACCAUUUUCUUUAAUCUUUUAAAUUUUUAUUUAAGUUAUACAAGUUCCAUAUAUUUCAUAUAUACAGAUUUAGGAACAUAGUGGCACUUCCUCCUCUACUCUCCCUCCAGCACAUGCAUCAAGCUUUCCUCCCCCUUCUCUCACAUCCCCACUCUUUUUGCAAAGAUCUAUUUUCAGUAUGCUUAAUGAUCAUAUAGUUAACUCUACUCUAAAUAAAAAGUUCAAAAAAUAGUAUGAAGAGAAAAAAAAACAAAA
This is a messenger RNA of Oryctolagus cuniculus (rabbit), 10052 nucleotides long. Lineage: Eukaryota; Metazoa; Chordata; Mammalia; Lagomorpha; Leporidae. The record is from RefSeq and is a predicted model, not a curated record.